GUAAUUAACUUAGGUAAACCUCUUAAAAACUUGGGCACAGCCACCUUGAAUAUUCAGUGGCCGAAAGAAAUUAGCAAUGGCAAAUGGUUGCUUUAUUUGGUGAAAGUAGAAUCCAAAGGAUUGGAAAAGAUAUCUUGUGAGCCACAAGGUGAAAUAAACCUCCUGAAGCUAAAGCGGUCUCACAACUCAAGAAAGAAACGGGAAAUUGCUGAGAAACAGAGAGAUGGUAGCAGAAAAUUUUCUUUGUUUGCUGAAAGAAAGUACCAGACCCUUAACUGUAGUGUGAAUGUGAACUGUGUGAACAUCCGGUGCCCACUGCAAGGGCUGGACAGCAAGGCCUCUGUCAUUCUUCAUUCAAGGUUAUGGAACAGCACGUUUCUAGAGGAAUAUUCCAAAAUGAACUACUUAGACAUUCUCGUGCGGGCUUCUAUUGAUGUGACUGCUGCCACCGAGAAUAUCAAGCUGCCAAAUGCAGGCACUCAGGUUCGUGUGACUGUGUUUCCCUCAAAGACUGUCACUCAGUAUUCAGGAAUACCUUGGUGGAUCAUCCUAGUGGCUGUUCUUGCUGGGAUUUUGAUGCUUGCUCUAUUAGUGUUUUUACUAUGGAAGUGUGGAUUCUUUAAACGCUCUAGGUACGAUGAUAGCGUUCCCCGAUACCAUGCUGUAAGGAUCCGGAAAGAAGAGCGGGAGAUCAAAGAUGAAAAGUAUAAUGAUCACCUUGAAAAAAAACAGUGGAUCACAAAGUGGAAUGAAAAUGAAAGCUACUCCUAGUGGGGGCGGGGGGGGGCAAAAAAAGCCUCACAGUACCCAAAGUGCAUUUUUUUCCCCAACUCAGAAAUUCAAAUGGAUGUAAAAGCCUGUUUGAUACCUGAAGAUUGAUUUCAGACUUGACUACACACAGUACGAACCUACAGUUUUAACUGUGGAUAUUGUUACUCAGCCUAAGGCUCCUGUUUUGCACAGCCAGAUUUAAGACUUGGAAUGGAUUUUUCUUUAACUGCCUUAAUUUAACCUUCCGGGUUGCCUUUGUUUUUGGUGUGGCUGACUUACACCUGCCGGGGAAGGGCCUGCCCAGUUGCACUUAUGCGACUUCCUCCCGACAGCAUGACUGGAGAAAGGCACCCACAAUCGCCUGUGCUAACAGAGUGGCUGUCCUAACCUCGCCACUGCCACUACAAACAUCUUUCCCAUAGAACCUGAAAGUUAAUUGUUCCACAUCACAAGACUACGCCAUCAGGGUAGUUGUUUCAAUUUAAAGUGCUGUCUUAAAUGUGCAAUAGAAGGUGAUGUCGCCAUCCUGCCAUCUUUUUCCAUUUCCUAGGUGUGUGAGUACUUGCUCACGCCAAAUGCACACAGGUUUCAUUCUCCCUUUUCACUAAAACACACAGGUGCAACAGACUUGAAUGCUAGUUAUUCUUAUUUGUAUAUGGUAUUUAUUUUUUCUUUUCUUUUCUUUUUUUUUUGGCAAACCAUUUUGUUAUUGACUAACAGGCCAAAGAUUCUCCAGUUUACCCUUCAGGUUGGUUUCAGCAAUCAGAAUGAGAACAUGGGAGGUCAUUGGUUUGACCCAAAUUAUUUACUGCAAAAUGAAAAUAACAAUUCUUUGUAAGUGUACCAGAGUUGUUUUAAUACCUUAAACUUAUCUGUAAAUUAUACCCUCUCCUUCAUGGCAGCCCCCAUUCCCACACCAAAAGGUUUGUUUAAGAAAUAGGAUUAACUGUAAAAUGUUUAAUCCUUAUCAGACAUUGGAUAUUUUUUAGAUUAGAGCCCUGUGUGAUGUUUCUGAAUUUCAUGCUCUAACCUUCAGGAACUCUUAGAGAAAAUGGGUUUGUUUAUUGAACUCUAGUGCAGUUUACUCACUGCUGCAAAUACUGUAUAUUCAGUACUUGAAAAAAAUGGUGAGUGCCUAUGGUGGAUCCAAACUGAUCCAGUGUAAGACUACUGAAUGAAUAUCUGCCACCGAAGCAGUGAUUCUAGUCAGAUAGGACAUCAUGCCUUUUAAGCUUUUAAAUAUUAUUGGAACCACUUAAUCAGUGAGUCAAUGUUCUGUUUUUUGUUUUGUUUCCUCCCCUAUCUAUAUUCCCUGACUUACUUUGGGACUACUUUAACAAGAACGUUAAAUUGUUUUUUAAUUGUAACAUUGGCGAGGGUGAGACUUAUUUCUCUGUACAUUCAAUAGAGACUGAGUAGAUAUGAAAGCUGAAGGCUUUUCUAGUUAGCAUGCUUCAAAAUGGUAAGUUAGGUGGGGAGCACCAGCAAACAGGUGCAGAUUUGUUUGGCUGUGAUGUAAGCAGUGUCUCAGUCUUUUUAAAGAACAAAAUAUAGCUGUAUGUGCCAUUGUUUCUUUGGAGUUUUAAUUUUUUUUUUCUUCUCAGAUAUCUUAUACCGUUAAUAUACUAAGGACAUUAUUCUGGUUAUACUUUGGAAUUUUCAUUCUCAAAAAUAGCUUUACAAAAGAUGUUUUGUUUACAAAAAUUUCCCUAAAACAGGUCAUAACAGUGUUUAAAGUCUCAGUUUCUUACUUGGGUAACUUGGAGCCUAAUGCACUGGCUUUAUAGGUUACUAAGAAGCUGAUAUUUUGACAGUUUUUAAUAGGCCUUUGUUAUAAAAAUGAAUAUUCUGAAAAGGGGGGUGGGAGGGUAGUUCAACAACAAACAAGAAUGUUAUGGUGUUUAAAUUUAUAGUUGUUAAAACUGUCAUCUCAAGUCAAGUCACUGGUCUGUUUGCAUUUGAUACAUUUUUAUACUAACUAGCAUUGUAAAAUUAUUUCAUGAUUAGAAAAUACCUGUGGAUAUUUGUAUAAAAGUGUGAAAUAAAUUUUUUAUGAAAGCGUUCACUGCUUAGUAACACAGCAUUAUAUAUGGGAAACAAACCCUAAAAUUAUAAAUGACAACUUGAAUUGCCUUUAUUUUUAUUUCAUCAAAACUUUAGUAAACUAAACUUUUCAAUGUUUUUAUUUAUUCUUAGUGUCCCAUAUAAUCUCAGAUCAGCCAAAGAUAUUAGUGCCCAAAGAAAUGCAAUGUACAUAUGUUUUUUUUUUCCUCUUUUGCUUCUACUGUUUAAUUGAUGCUCAAACCCUUUGAAUAGUUUUCCUUUAUAAAUAAAAGAAAAUGGUCUUAAGGAUGGUUUAUUCAA
Galeopterus variegatus (Sunda flying lemur) is the source of this 3135-nucleotide messenger RNA. Its product is annotated as integrin alpha-6-like. The transcript has 7 exons. Gene Ontology annotation, biological process: cell-matrix adhesion; integrin-mediated signaling pathway; cell adhesion mediated by integrin. The annotation marks the transcript as partial. Gene Ontology annotation, cellular component: external side of plasma membrane; integrin complex. Lineage: Eukaryota; Metazoa; Chordata; Mammalia; Dermoptera; Cynocephalidae. Gene Ontology annotation, molecular function: integrin binding. The record is from RefSeq and is a predicted model, not a curated record.